Trichosporon asahii var. asahii CBS 2479 is the source of this 1515-nucleotide messenger RNA. RefSeq lists its product as uncharacterized. The record is from RefSeq and is a predicted model, not a curated record. Bases 1 to 1515 code for a protein of 504 amino acids. The transcript has 7 exons. Lineage: Eukaryota; Fungi; Basidiomycota; Tremellomycetes; Trichosporonales; Trichosporonaceae.
AUGGCCGCACCCCCGCCCACUUCCUCAAGCUCUAGGGCUGCCGUCCCCCCUCCCCUCACCCACCACACAUCCGAACUGGCUCAGCGAUAUGGACGUGCGGAUCACCUUGUGUAUCACAAUGAGGGACCAGAGGGAGAGGUCACAAAGUUCCGGCAUCUGUUCAAGCGUCCCACCAUCAGACAGUGGGUGGAGGAAGGCAAGCUCUACCGAGAGGCGAAUCCACGUGAAGUGCCGCGCGUCGAGCUCUUCUUCGACCUACUCUACGUCGGUAUCAUUCACCAGCUCGCCGAGGCGGCCGUCGAGGAGGCGGGUGGACUGGCCGUCGGACGAUUCAUCCUCACUUUCUACCCUUCGUGGUCCAUUUGGGAGGAGGCGAGGCGAUACUCGAACGUCUCGGGACUGGACGACCUGAUGCACAGGCUGUGGGUGCUCUGCGGUAUGGCCUGUAUGCUCGGAUACAGUGUUAGCGCGUCCGCCAUCGAGCUCCACCCGGAGGGCGAGCACGGUUUCGACUCUCGACCUGUGCACUGUGCGGCUGCGUUCUGGCUAAUUAUCAAGCUCACCAGAGGUGCGUAUUCUGGGUCGUUCCGCAUCCCUCAGUUCCUUUCCGGAUGCGCUACCCUCGUCCCGAUGUUUGUGUAUCUGUCGCGCCCUGCCCAGAUUGCGUUGGCGACAGUCGGAAUCUGCCUCGACCUGAUCCGCGUCGACAUGGUCUUCUUCCUCUUCGUCAGCAAGUUCCGCUCCUGGAAGGAGUGGCGUGCGAGCCGAGCCCGUGUCGCAGCGGGUGAGAUGAGCCAGGACGAAGUCAAGCCGUUCAGCUGGAAUCUCGCCAAGAUGGGCAACAUGGGUUUCGCCGUUCCCGUCUCGACCGUUCCGGCGCCUUCGUGGUCAUCGUACUGGGCGAAAUGCUACGAGCACCCUCUCCGCCGCUCAUGGCUUACUGGCGUUCUCUUCUCGUUCUUCCACUGGCCCCUCGUCGCCGCCCUUAUCCUAGCGUCUUCGUCCGCCAAAGAGCUCUUGAACAACGAGGAGGCUGAGGCUCCCGUGGCUUGGUACUGGGGCUGCGGACUUGGUUUCGCCAUCUUGUUCAUGUCGGGCAUCGAUCUUCUCCACCGCAACCUCGGCAGCUGGAACUCCCAAAGGAUACCGAGACCCAUCCGCCUCGUCUUCAACUUCAUUGGUGCGCUGGCCCUCAUCCUCGUCCCAUUGGCGUACCACGAUCUCUCGACGACCGACAUGUUCGGCAUCGCGGUCGGGAUCACCUGGGCGAUCCUGAUUGUGAAUGUGGUCGGCAUCCUGCCCUCGAGGAGUGCGCUCAAGAACCACGACCACUCAAACCCCGACGACCCCUUCCACCCCGAGCGCACGCUCAUGAUCGAGGAGACGCUCCCGAGCUCGGGCAUGCCGCGGAGCAGCAUGACCUCGCUGCGUUCCAGAAGUAGCCACCAGCACCCCGAAGCGUUUGCCGGGACCGAGCCUGCCGUCCAAGACGCGACAGGGCACGGCAAGGUGUGA